Otolemur garnettii (small-eared galago) is the source of this 2399-nucleotide messenger RNA. It is a transcript of the gene SEMA3D, whose product is annotated as semaphorin 3D. The transcript is spliced from 17 exons. Bases 30 to 2363 code for a protein of 777 amino acids. NCBI's taxonomy places the organism in Eukaryota, Metazoa, Chordata, Mammalia, Primates, Galagidae. Gene Ontology annotation, molecular function: chemorepellent activity; semaphorin receptor binding. Gene Ontology annotation, biological process: semaphorin-plexin signaling pathway; positive regulation of cell migration; negative regulation of axon extension involved in axon guidance. The record is from RefSeq and is a predicted model, not a curated record.
CUUGUGUGAAAGAGAGCAUUGUUUUCAUCAUGAAUUCUAAAAAAGAUGAGAGACCAAAGUCCAGAAGCCAAGAUUGUCACCUUUUUCUUGCUUUGAUGAUGCUAAGCAUGCCCAUGCUGUUUCUUCCAGUCAUUGGAACUUCCAAGCAAAAUAUUCCACGACUCAAGCUAACCUACAAAGACUUGCUGCUUUCCAACAGCUGUGUUCCCUUUCUGGGCUCAUCAGAAGGACUGGACUUCCAAACCCUUCUGUUAGAUGAGGAGAGGGGCAAGCUGCUUCUGGGAGCCAAGGACCACAUCUUUCUGCUCAGUCUGGUUGACUUAAACAAAAAUUUUAAGAAGAUUUAUUGGCCUGCUGCAAAAGAACGAGUUGAAUUAUGUAAAUUAGCUGGGAAAGACAUUAAUACAGAAUGUGCAAAUUUCAUCAGAGUACUUCAACCUUAUAACAAAACUCACAUUUAUGCGUGUGGAACUGGAGCAUUUCACCCAAUAUGUGGAUAUAUUGAUCUUGGAGUCUAUAAAGAGGAGGCUGUAUUCAAACUAGAUGCACAUAAUUUGGAGUCUGGCAGAUUGAAAUGUCCCUUUGAUCCUCAGCAGCCUUUUGCUUCAGUGAUGACAGAUGAGUACCUCUACUCUGGAACAGCUUCUGAUUUCCUUGGCAAAGAUACCGCGUUCACACGGUCUCUGGGGCCUACUCAGGACCACCAUUACAUCAGAACGGACAUUUCAGAACACUAUUGGCUCAAUGGAGCCAAAUUUAUUGGAACUUUCCCUAUACCAGACACCUACAAUCCAGAUGAUGAUAAAAUAUAUUUCUUCUUUCGUGAAUCAUCUCAAGAAGGCAGCACUUCUGAUAAGACCAUCCUUUCUCGAGUUGGAAGAGUUUGUAAGAAUGAUGUUGGAGGACAACGCAGUCUAAUAAACAAAUGGACAACGUUCCUGAAGGCCAGAUUGAUCUGCUCAAUUCCUGGAAAUGAUGGGGCAGAUACUUAUUUUGAUGAGCUCCAAGACAUUUAUUUACUCCCUACGAGAGAUGAAAGAAAUCCUGUAGUGUAUGGAGUCUUUACCACAACCAGUUCCAUCUUUAAAGGCUCUGCUGUUUGUGUGUAUAGCAUGGCUGACAUCAGAGCCGUUUUUAACGGUCCGUAUGCUCAUAAGGAGAGUGCAGACCACCGGUGGGUGCAGUACGAUGGAAGAAUUCCUUAUCCACGACCUGGUACAUGUCCAAGCAAAACCUACGACCCACUGAUUAAAUCUACCCGAGAUUUUCCAGAUGAUGUCAUCAGUUUCAUAAAGCGGCACCCUGUGAUGUAUAAGUCAGUCUACCCAGUUGCAGGGGGACCAACAUUCAAGCGAAUCAAUGUGGAUUACAGACUCACACAAAUAGUGGUUGAUCACGUCAUUGCAGAAGAUGGCCAGUAUGAUGUAAUGUUUCUUGGAACAGACAUUGGAACCAUCCUAAAAGUUGUCAGCAUUUCAAAGGAGAAGUGGAAUAUGGAAGAGGUGGUUCUGGAGGAGCUGCAGAUAUUCAAGCACCCAUCGAUCAUCUUGAACAUGGAGUUGUCCCUAAAGCAGCAACAAUUGUACAUUGGUUCCCGAGAUGGAUUGGUUCAGCUCUCCUUGCACAGAUGCGACACGUAUGGAAAAGCUUGUGCAGACUGUUGUCUUGCCAGGGACCCUUACUGUGCCUGGGAUGGAAAUUCAUGCUCUCGAUAUGCGCCUACUUCAAAAAGACGAGCUAGACGCCAAGAUGUAAAGUACGGGGACCCAAUUACCCAGUGCUGGGACAUAGAGGACAGCAUUAGUCAUGAAAUUGCUGAUGAAAAGGUGAUUUUUGGCAUUGAAUUUAACUCCACCUUUCUGGAAUGUAUUCCUAAAUCCCAACAAGCAUCUAUUAAGUGGUACGUCCAGCAGUCAGGUGAUGAGCAUCGAGAGGAGUUGAAACCCGAUGAAAGGAUCAUCAAAACGGAAUAUGGGCUACUGAUUCGAAGUCUGCAGAAAAAGGACUCUGGGAUAUAUUACUGCAAAGCGCAGGAGCACACUUUCAUCCACACUAUAGUGAAACUGACUCUGAACGUCAUUGAGAAUGAACAGAUGGAAAACACCCAGAGGGCAGAGCAGGAGGAGGGGCAGGUCAAGGAUCUAUUGGCUGAGUCACGGUUGAGAUACAAAGACUACAUCCAAAUCCUUAGCAGCCCCAACUUCAGCCUUGACCAGUACUGUGAACAGAUGUGGCACAGGGAGAAGCGGAGACAGCGGAACAAGGGCGGCCCCAAGUGGAAGCACAUGCAGGAAAUGAAGAAGAAACGCAACCGAAGACACCACGCAGACCGGGAGGGGUUUCCGAGAGCCGUGGCCACGUAGUUUCCUAUUUAAUUUAACGAAAAGAAGUCUUUAGCU